GGUCAGUACAUUUUUCAUGUCUAUAUAUAGACAACAAAAAAAAGAUGUUACAUACAAUACUCAAAAAGAAGAAAGAAAAAAUGUUUACGGAGGAAAAGAAGAAAAACAAAAACUAUGGAUCAAUCUUUAUCUACUGCUUCUUCUGUUUCGUAUUCGUCGUGGAAGUCGCAAGGUUCGCAAAACCUUACUACAAAAACCUUGAAAACCUAGUGGAGGAGACAGAAGCACUAGUAGUAGAAGAAGGUUUUGUGGGCUUGGAGAAAUCAGGGAUACUUCCGCCAUGUCCCUUCAAGAGAUCUCGCUCUGCCUUAUCUGUUCCUGUUCGGAAUCACCAGAAACUAUCGGGAGCAAUAAGGAGAGAAGAUAGAACUCGUCCUCCAUCUUCGUAUUGCGUGAAGUUCACGUCAUUUGCCACUUUGCAGCAGCUGGUCAAAGGCAACGGUGACAAGUGGGAGUCACGUCCUUUCUCUGUCGGUGGAUACAAUUGGACUUUAAUAAUCUACCCGAACGAGAACAAGCCUCAGGGCUCGGGUGGAUACGUUUCCAUGUACGUAAGAAUCGAUAACUCAACUCUCAUCGCCAAUCCAAGAGAUGUGUAUGCAGAGAUCACAUUCCUCACCUAUAAAAGCACUAUAGACAAGUACCAUUUUCUUCAGGAGACUGAUGCGCAGCGAUUUCAUUUGUUUAAACAACAGUGGGGGCAGCUAAACUUUCUUGAGAUUGGGUAUUACAGAGAUCCGGGACAAGGUUUCAUUUUCGACGGCGGACAAAGUGUGUUUGGCGUUGACAUCCUCGUUUCUAAUCCUUUUGAGAACUGGGAAGUUUUCUCUUACGAAGAAAACAUUCUUGAUCCUGUUUUUAAUUGGAAGCUCACCAAAUUCUCUACCCGUGAUCUUGACUCUUACUCUUCUGAUCCUUUUUCUUCCGGUGGACGUAACUGGGUAUUGAAAGUGUAUCCAAAUGGAGUUGGACCUGCAACGGGUAAUUCGUUGUCACUCUUUUUGUUGAGUGCGUCAAAUGAAAAUGGUUACGUGAAAGCCAAGCUACGAGUUCUUGACCAGAUCCGAUCCACUCAUGUGGAGAAACAAGUGGAGGGAUGGCCCAACGCAACAGAAAGAGGAUGGGGUUUCGAGAAGUUUCUACCUCUUGCAGAUAUCAAAGACGCAUCCAAAGGUUUCCUCGUCAACGAUACACUCAAAGUUGAAGUCGAGAUCUUGUCCUUCUCUAAAUCCGACUCUCUUUAAUUAGGGUUUAAUUAAGAUGAUCGAUCCCGAUCAAUCAUUCGUGUGUUGUUUUUUUCAUGUUUUACCAGGAGGUAGUGAUUAGAUCAAAAAGCAGAGUAAUCUCUGUCUGCUAUGUAAUUACUAUCACUCUGGUUCACCGUUUCUGUUUCUGUCUAAUAAUGAAAAGUCCGAGCUCUUCUAUGUCUUGAACUUGUUUGUCCAAUAGAAGGAAUGGUUAAUGUUUCUGA
Eutrema salsugineum is the source of this 1471-nucleotide messenger RNA. Its product is annotated as probable inactive serine/threonine-protein kinase fnkC. The record is from RefSeq and is a predicted model, not a curated record. The transcript is spliced from 5 exons. Bases 45 to 1244 code for a protein of 399 amino acids. Gene Ontology annotation, molecular function: protein binding. Lineage: Eukaryota; Viridiplantae; Streptophyta; Magnoliopsida; Brassicales; Brassicaceae.